Messenger RNA from Physcomitrium patens, 2184 nucleotides. Its product is annotated as phytochrome A-associated F-box protein. The record is from RefSeq and is a predicted model, not a curated record. NCBI's taxonomy places the organism in Eukaryota, Viridiplantae, Streptophyta, Bryopsida, Funariales, Funariaceae. Gene Ontology annotation, molecular function: protein binding.
GAGAGCAGUGAAGUGAAGUAAGUGCCCGAAUAGUAAUUGGUGGGUACUCGCACCUCGCUCAGUUUCGCACCUCGCUUGUGCCCACUUUUGCCCACUUUCGGAGACGACCCAACUCGACGCUUCGCCCCCCUUCGCUGCUGCCUGACUGACACUGCUUUUUGCAUGCAUCAUGCACCGGCAACUGCACGCCUGCCCUCCCUCUUCGCCAUUGCCAUCGCGGGGGUAGAGGAUUGAAACCCUAUGCAGACGGACGGACCCCCUUUCCCGAAUUGGCUGGCUCCCGCCUUGUCUCUUCUCUGGGUCGCAUGAGGGUGCAGUCUGCACUAGGAUCUUGCUUCUCGCUUCACAUUUGAGCAGCUGUUCAUGAAUGGACUGCACAUUGGACUCGCUGUUGAUUUGUCACGGCGUGGUGGCUUUACGUGCGUGAGGGAUAUUUCUUUGCGAGCGUUUGUAAUUCUGAGAGUUGAUCAUUUGUUGCAUGUCUUAGCGGACACAUGAGAGGCAACUUCUGUCGCAAGAAACGGUCGAGAGACGCGUCUCUGGCGCGCACAUUGUUUCUCUCACCGAAUAUUCGAGGAUUCUGUCGUGGAGGAGUGUAGUUAUGGCGGCGGGAGCGACAUCCUCCUCACCACCGUGCCCUGUCUUCAAGCAGCCGCAGCCGGUUAAUCCUAAUAGCUUGCCGUUCUUCAGUCGUAUUUCAGAGGAUAUUCUCGUGAACGUAUUUGCGCGGCUUGAGCAAGACCCCCGUGACCUAGCGCGUCUGGCAUGCGUCUGCCGCCGCUUUAAGAAUGUGAUCCGAACCAACUGCUGGCGCCACCAGUGCAUGCGUGUGGUGCCUACUGUGGUCAAUGAGCUUAUGUCGCAACAACUGCAGAAGCGCGACCUACUUGGCGAGCCGCCUGGAGGUUGGGGUAGUUUGCAGAAGAUUCUUGUGUGCUGUCCUGGUCUCCAACAUGCCGGGGUAAUGCUUGAGAGCUGGGACUUUGGUCUCGACCGUGAGCUCGGCAGUUCUGAUGAAUACUACCCCCAAUAUCAAUCAGAGCCAUCACGAGGUUUUGACUCUGUUGUUUCUUCCGAUCUUUCGACAUCUGUUGGCAAGGAGCAAGUUCCCUCAGAGCCUGCCAUUGAGAGUGUUACCACCUUAGGUUUUAAACGAAAGAAGAUGAUUGAGUUUGGUGAAGAGGGUACCAGAGCUGACGGUCCGAUCAAGCACAUGAAGCAAGGAGGCCUGCAUUACCACAACAAGGUAAUGCAAGAUCACAGAAUUCUGUCCAGCUAUAGGCGUAUCGAACCCGUAAGCCAUCAAGGGGCUGCCGAUCUUCACCAACCACCAGUUAACAAACUACUCGAAGAAACAUCUGGGAACGGUGAGUAUGAUUGUAAUGAUAACCACAAAGGUGCACAUCUUGCGAAAGGUUCCUGGAGUUUGACGCGCGAACAGGGCAACAAGUUGCUGGCAAGCAGGUUCCGAGACGAUAGCCUCUUCAUCUGCGAUUGGCCAGGGUGUUGUCAUCAAGGAGAGAAACGAGUGUACAAGCUCUUUCGAGGUAUUUUCAAGAACUUCAAACAAUCACAUGUUUGGAGAAACCUCAAGGAUCAGGGAUGCAGGCACACAAACCUUUCGUGUGCCUUCUGUUCCUCGCGGAAGACAUUUGACAUGGUAACUAGUUUCUGUUUACGCCGUUCCUUUGAGUAUCAUGAGGAUGGCGAACCCGUGGUUCGAGCAUACGUCUGCGAAAACGGUCAUGUGGCGGGUGCGUGGACCGACCGUCCUUUGUAUAACAUGUGACGUUCAGGAAAAGACCCCUCCUGUUCUUUAAGAUCGAUAUGUUCAAUGUAGUGCAACAAUCGCUAAGGCUACUCCAAGGCCACUUCAGAUUUGCUUAUUCUCAUUUUGCACACAGCUUGAGCACGUUCGACCUCUUCACAUUCCAUAUCUAGGAACUUUCUGCCCGGAAGAUGAUUUUGGUAAUGUUGAUUAUAUAUCUUUCGAUGAAAGCUCUAGGAGUAUGUUGAUACGCAAAGUGAAUUUGCGGUAGAGGACUGCUAUAACUGUCUCCUCAAUCACCAUCGGUUAUCCUUUCCCGAUUCAAGUAAUAUUUAUAAGGUUCAUAUCUUGUUGUGACUAAGAGUAAAAUUGGUGAUCUGAACCGAUGGACAAUUUCUAUCAGUUUUUUGAGGCUA